Molecule: messenger RNA, 649 nt
Organism: Corylus avellana
Lineage: Eukaryota; Viridiplantae; Streptophyta; Magnoliopsida; Fagales; Betulaceae
Source: RefSeq, a predicted model, not a curated record
AUGGAGUUACUGGACUUGAGUUCUGUGGAUUUAAUUGCCAAGGGAAAUUCUUAUAUUUCCUCUCGCCAGAAUGCUGCGAAACAAUUGCUGGAUAAUGUUUUCAAAUUUCGAUUGGGCAGGGGAUUUUAUGGGGAGUGUCUGGGAACUAGAGUGGAUGGAAAUUCUGAGUUGAGCGAUGAAAUUGCCAAGCAACUUAGUGUAAAAAGUGCUGCAGCUGGUCUAAGAACGAAGGUGAUCAUGGUUGUGAUUAUUUUAUCUGGGUUGACGAAGAAGCUAUGCUCCCUGUUUCACAGUUCAAUGCCCAAAUAGCUGAUUAGGAGAAGAGUCUUGAACUGAACUGGCGAAAUUGACGUUACAGAUUGAUGCUGAGAAGUGCAAAAAUAAUAGCAUGGAAAAAAACUUAAGGAUGUCAUUGGCCACUUGUUUGAUUUUAGCAUUUUUGUUGUUGUCUUGUUUAGGGUUUAGUAUUUAGUGGCUUGUCUUAAAGUGCGAAAACAAUGUUGCCUAUUAAUUUUUGUUGAACUUCUUUUGUUGAUGUAGCUAUUAAUGUAUGAACUUUUACUCACCUUGCCAUUAAUUUGCAAAAUUAUUUCUUGUUGAUGGUGUUGGUGCAAUGAUGAUAUGAUUUGUACAUGAUAUGGCUAUGAUA